AUGGGAUUCAGCAGUAUCAACAGCUACUGUGGAGUUGGCUGAGGACGGAUUCCCUUUGAUAAGGUCCUGGGAAGUUUAUAAAUCCAUGGCACGGCGGCGGGCAGAAGCUCGCGGGUGUUAAUUGCCGGAGUGGCGGACCGUGUUUUGGAAGGCAGUUCCCUACCAGCCGGGCUGCCUGCGCCCGUGGCGGUGUCUGUCGGGACGCUGCCUGCUCCUUUGCUCGCUAUCUCUCUUGCUGGAUUCGCUGAUCGGCCGAUCUCUUUGAUGUCGGCACUUAGACCGCACCUCCAGAUUUCUGUAUGUGUGUUGGAAUAGCCGGGGGGACAUUUGGAGCGCGGAGUCACGGAGUGAAGGGUAAACUGGCGAUUGCUACAGGAGGAACCGAGGAGGAAGGAGCUUCAGGGGGACGAGAGGGAACACGCUUUACGUGAAUGAGAGGACCAACGAAAAUCCCCACCGCGACUCGCUUUACGCACACUCGCUGCAAAAUAAAUUCUUGCUUUUUUUUCUGACAAAAAGAAAGGAAGGAAUCGUCUGUUUGGGAGGCGCAGGAUGGAUUUAUGACAGAAGACGGCCGUGUCAUCCCCCGCUGACUGAAAGCUUUGCAGAGAGAGAGAGAGAGCAGAGAGAGAGAGGCUCCAGCCUCGCCUCCGAGCGAUGAGCGCCGCUGCUGUGGUGUCUGCCUUCAGGGCAGAUGCUCCCCGGCCGCCGGUGCCGGGGGAGGAAGGGGAGAGAUGCCAACCCCACAACCCCAGUAAGGGCCACAGCCUGAAGGAACAGGCUGUCACCUCGGCCCCCAGGAGAGAGGACGACGAGCUAGGCGAGCCCGAGGGCAGCGCGUCCCCCGACUCGGCGCUCAGCCGCUGGACCAAGUCCCUGCACUCGCUGCUGGCCGAUCAGGACGGGGCGCAUCUCUUCCGCGCCUUCCUGGAGAGGGAGGAACGCGUGGACACGCUGGAUUUCUGGUUUGCCUGCAAUGGCUUCAGGCAGAUGGACGUGGCCGACCCCAAGACCCUGAGAGUGGCCAGGGCAAUCCACAAGCGGUACGUGGAGAACAGCGCCGUGUCCAGGCAGCUGAAGGCGGCCACCAAAUGCUACAUCAGAGACACCAUCAGGAAGCAGCAGAUCGACUCGGCGAUGUUUGACCAGGCGCAAACCGAGAUCCAGACCGCGAUGGAAGAAAACUGCUACCAGAUGUUCCUGACCUCAGACAUCUACCUUCAGUACGUCAGGACCGGUGGGGAGAACCCUCUGUUUGUCGGCAACUCUGAGCUAGCCCGAAUACAAGUGGUUUGUGGUUACUUACCGACGCUGAACGAGGAGGAGGAGUGGAUCUGCCCCGAGAUCCGGGACAAGAAGCCCCCCUCCGGAGCGGGGCUGGGCGACCAGGGGUCCCGGGCCGCCAACUCGGGACGGCCAGUCGAUGGCAAAUGUUUCAGAUCAUACGGGAGGAAUGGAUAUGCUAACCCCUAUCACAUUCAGUCUGGCUACGUCUUUGCUCCAGCGAGCAGUGCAAAUGACAGUGAUGUCAUGACAGACGACUCAAUGUCGAUGACAGACAGCAGCGUAGACGGGAUCCCUCCGUACCGGCAGAAGAAGCAGCAGCAGCGGGAAAUGCAUCGCAGUGUCAAGGCCAAUGGUCAAGUCUCACUACCUCACUUUCCUAGAACGCACCGCCUUCCGAAGGAGAUGACUCCUGUGGAGCCAGCAGCCUUUGCCGCUCAGCUGAUCGCCCGUCUGGAGAAGCUGAAGCGGGAGCGGGACACCAUGGACAGCUUGGAGGAGAGGCUGCAGCAGAUCACAGAGGAUGAAGGGGAAGAUGGUGAAGCUCCUGCAGCGAAGGGCCACCCUGGGACAGAGGCCAUGCCCCAGCACCCGCCGCAUCCCCUGACCCUGCUGCCCCCCGGGAGCUGCGACGAUGACCCGCAGACCAUCCUGGACGACCACCUGUCGCGGGUGCUGAAGACCCCCGGCUGCCAGUCUCCGGGGCUCGGGAGGCACUCCCCGCCCUCGGCCGAUUGUCCAAGGGGGGCCAGGCUUCAGCAGGGUCCUGGGCCCCAGUUCCUUUCCCCGGGGAUCGUCCGCAAAGGAUACCUCUCCAAACAGAGCGCCAAGUACGUCCAUCACCACUACAUCCACCACCACACCAUCCCCAAGACCAAGGAGCAGAUCGAGGCUGAGGCUGCGCACCGCGUCCAGUGCCUCUGUCCCAGCAAGGCCGACUGUUGCUCCUACGCCAAGUCACGCGGACACUCCAAGGCUGAACUGCCCCCACCGCCAGUGGAACAGAGCGCCUUUGGCAGCAGAGGCUCUGUGCCCAGGCGGAGUCUGCAAGUGCCAGACUGUGGCGGCCCAACUCCCAGUGAGGGAACGCUCCCCCUCCCCACCCCACAGCUCCCCGGGGAGGAGACGGAUCGGGCGCAGAACGUGUGGCAGUGGAUGCUGGAGAGCGAGCGGCCCGCCAGCAAGCACCGGACCCACAGCGUCCAGUGUAUGAAGAAAGGAAUGGUCUCCGACAGCUUGAGGGGCUCCACAGGCGAGCGAAGCAGCCGGCUGCACCUGGGCACCACCCACCCACGGGGCAGUGCCCAGCCCUCACACCCCUUCAUACAGGACCCGGCCAUGCCUCCUCUGCCACCGCCCAACACUCUGGCUCAACUGGAAGAAGCCCGGCGCAGGCUGGAAGAAGAAAAGAAAGUUUCCAAAACUCAGAAGCAAAGAUAUUCAACAUCAAGUUUACAGCGAGACAGAACUCAUGGGGCCCCAGCACCAGGAGGGAGCCUGUCCCUGUCGAACCCUGGCCUGACCUCUCCCACAGAAGAGCACAAGGCACCAAAGAAGCAGACGGCUCUGGCCCACACAACACCGCCCGGUGAGCUGGUCGUUACCUACUUCUUCUGUGGGGAGGACAUUCCUUACCGCAGGAUGAUGAAAGGACACAGCCUGACCCUGGCCCACUUCAAGGAACAGCUCAGCAAGAAAGGAAACUACAGGUACUAUUUCAAGCGAGCCAGCAACGAGUUUGACUGUGGAGCAGUUUUUGAAGAGGUUCGGAACGACGAUAGCCCGCUGCCCAUGUACGAGGGAAAGAUCUUGGGCAAGGUGGAACGAAUCGACUGAUUCAUUAAAAGGGACUUUUUCAAAACAGGCUUCUGGCAUUUUGUGGGACAGUUAAAAACUACAGAGCUGUGUUGCAAUGGAAUCCAGGAUGAAAUCUCGGGCAUUGUUUGCCUCAUGUCAGAUGUAGAGAUCAAGAAACAGUUUAUUUAAAACAAAAGCAAGCUACAUUAUAGAAUGACCACUUUUGGGUUAUUGGUUAUUUACAGAGAUCUCGGUCUAACUGUGGCUUCCUGAGUUGCUGUGCAGAUGAAGAGACUGCCCAUUCACAGGCAGCAUGUCCUGAGAUUUACUGAGCCUGUAUCUGCAUAUUUGGGUUUGGAUGUGCUGCUACUGCAUUGACAUGGGACCCCUUCCAUUGGUGCUGGCAGCUCCUUCUCCCUGCCCUCCCCACUGCCACCCGUCACCCAGAACCCACCCACCUCCCCGACUGUCCUUCCCACUGUGACCAGCCUAAAAGCUCCUGCAAUAACACUCACAUUAUAAUGAGAAGCACCUCUGUCUAUUUGAAUGACAUUGUGAAGCUGAUUGUGAUUUUUCUUGUCAUUUUACUGAAACAAGUCACCACGUCUUGGUACCUUUAUGCUGCUUUAUACUUACACCAGAACCAUAACCAUGUCUUAAUGUUCUGACAGAAAUAACAACCAACCUUGCCUGUGGCAACCUUCCAUGUGACGUUAAUGGUGUCGCAUGCCUUUCAGACCCACGAAUAUCCACAGAGGUCUGUCCAACAAGCCACCACCCGCUUCUGCUUUGUGGCGAUAUUCCCAACAUAAGAAAGUUCCAGCGAUAACCCAAGUGCAGGUUGUAAUGAGUGUUUUCCAGUGCAGCCAGCUCUCCGACCCCUCACCUGUGUGGUAGCCGCCCAAUCCCUGUGCUCAUUCAGAUCCUGUGGACACAGCAGGGAGCUCACUGGAAGGGAGUGCAACAUGGCUGCAAGUUGACCUGGCCCAUCACACGGUAACUUGGCAGCAGAAUCAGAGAUGAUGCCGACUUUUUUUGAAAAUCUGGAUCGUAAUUGUGUUGCAUCAGUAUCAGUAACCGAAUCUGUUCAGAAUAACCAGCAACACCUGCACAAGCAGCAGUGUUCUCACAGAUGCAAUUCACACUUCAAUCUCCAGCAGGGAGCAAAGGGUUGAAAAUGAGGCUGGUUUAUUAAUAUCUGGAGAACUUGCAAGGGAUACAAACCAUUCUUGGAAGUUGCUCAACAACCUGCAGAUGGAGCCUCGCACUUUCAGACCUGACCAGCCAGCUGUACAUCUCCACAUCUUGUUCCGAUUGUGGCAUUCCUGCUCUCUCUCUUAUCUCGCCCUCUUCCCAUCUCUUUCUCUAGCUAUUUCUAUCUAUCUAUCUUUCUCUAUCUUUAUAUUCCUCUCCCUCUGUCUAUCACUAGCUCUCUCCUCUUCAUCUGUCUCUAUGUCCGCUUGGUUUUGUGGAUUCUGGAUUCUCUGCCAGUUACAGCAUCCGACACGGACCAAAAUAGACUUCCCCACAAACCUUAAGUUGUGCACUCUUCCUGUCAGAACCUCAAACUCACUUUAGCUGUGAUUUUUUUUCCUUCAAAACAAAAAUGAUUUAAUUGUUCUGAGGGUGUUAAACUCAAGAGAUGUUAAAUUAAGCCCCACAGCCAAUAACAAAAGGAAUAGUCUGUAAAAUGCUAGGGCUUGAAUUGAUGUAAGUGCUGCUCUGUAAACAUUUAGCUCCUGUAUUAAUUUUCUCCGUGUGCUGUUUAACUGAGUUAAAGCAUUAACUCUGCGUUAAAUUGGCACAGAGGAACCUCAUCUGAAUGGCACACCGAGAGACUAGACCGAACUCUGCUGAUCCAACACGGUCUGAACCAUUAGCCUGAGUCCUUGUCGUGCUUUCUGCCAGCACCCUUCCUGCUGGGCGUAACUUGUACAAUACCUGUGUAAAUAUUGUGGGAGUUUUACACACUAUUAAUAGUGUUACUUGUUUAUCCAGUACAGUACCUGUGCCUGCAUGGUAUUAUUAAUACUGUGUGUCACCCUGUGUUGAGGGUCACCUCUCCCUUUGUUAAUAAGGGUUUAUGUAUAAAGAUAUUUUUAUGCUUUUGAGUGUUGUAAUCAUGUUUUAUGGCAUUUUGUUUUACUUUCUGUGUAAAUUAUGCAUUACAAAAGAGUUUGAUUUAAGAAUCCUUGGUACAAUAAUUAUGUAAUUAUUCAGAGAUGUAGCCUUUAUUAAAGUUUUAUAUUUUUCA
Pristis pectinata (smalltooth sawfish) is the source of this 5335-nucleotide messenger RNA. It is a transcript of the gene axin2, whose product is annotated as axin 2 (conductin, axil). Lineage: Eukaryota; Metazoa; Chordata; Chondrichthyes; Rhinopristiformes; Pristidae. Bases 658 to 3120 code for a protein of 820 amino acids. The record is from RefSeq and is a predicted model, not a curated record. The transcript has 12 exons. Gene Ontology annotation, biological process: negative regulation of canonical Wnt signaling pathway.